AUGGUGUAUGGCAGUGAUCAAGGCGCUGGUAUGGUGUAUGGCAGUUAUCAGGGUGCUGGUAUGGGGUAUGGCAGUGAUCAGGGUGCUGGUAUGGUGUAUGGCAGUGAGCAGGGUGCUGGUAUGGUGUAUGGCAGUGAUCAAGGCGCUGGUAUGGUGUAUGGCAGUGAUCAAGGUGCUGGUAUGGUGUAUGGCAGUGAUCAGGAUGCUGGUAUGGUGUAUGGCAGUGAGCAGGGUGCUGGUAUGGUGUAUGGCAGUGAUCAGGAUGCUGGUAUGGUGUAUGGCAGUGAUCAGGAUGCUGGUAUGGUGUAUGGCAGUGAGCAGGGUGCUGGUAUGGUGUAUGGCAUGAUCAAGGUGCUGGUAUGGUGUAUGGCAGUGUACAGGAUGCUGGUAUGGUGUAUGGCAGUGAUCAGGAUGCUGGUAUGGUGUAUGGCAGUGUGCAGGGUGCUGGUAUGGUGUAUGGCAGUGAUCAGGAUGCUGGUAUGGUGUAUGGCAGGGAGCAGGGUGCUGGUAUGGUGUAUGGCAAUGAUCAGGAUGCUGGUAUGGUGUAUGGCAGGGAGCAGGGUGCUGGUAUGGCGUAUGGCAGUG
Messenger RNA from Staurois parvus, 585 nucleotides. The record is from the annotation of a GenBank genome assembly. Lineage: Eukaryota; Metazoa; Chordata; Amphibia; Anura; Ranidae.